Messenger RNA from Salarias fasciatus (jewelled blenny), 2897 nucleotides. RefSeq names its product xeroderma pigmentosum, complementation group C (gene xpc). Gene Ontology annotation, cellular component: nucleus; XPC complex; nucleotide-excision repair factor 2 complex. Gene Ontology annotation, biological process: mismatch repair; nucleotide-excision repair. Gene Ontology annotation, molecular function: single-stranded DNA binding; damaged DNA binding. Bases 111 to 2897 code for a protein of 928 amino acids. The transcript has 14 exons. NCBI's taxonomy places the organism in Eukaryota, Metazoa, Chordata, Actinopteri, Blenniiformes, Blenniidae. The record is from RefSeq and is a predicted model, not a curated record.
GGUCCUCCUUACACAACGCCAUGUGCACGGCCGAGCGGUGUUAGCGCCCUCCGCUCAGCUCUGCGCGAAAGAAAGUUUAUUUUCAGUGAAGCUAGAAGACAGGAAGCGACAUGGCGAAGCGCAGGCAGAACGCAGAGACCGAGGCCCAUACAAAGAAACCGAAGCAGGUCCCGAAGGCGAAGAGCAGCGCUGCACAGUCCAGGAAGAAAGAAGCAGGUGAUGAAAUCACGGAUACAGAGGAAAAACUUGAGCGGAAAGUAAAACCCAAACCACGUCGGUCCUCCAACAAGUCAGCGGGGAACACGGCCGCCUCCAAGUCCAGCGACAGGUCUGCAGGCAGAGCCAGCAAAUACUUCCAGUCACCAGUGAGCGAGGAGCGAGACAGCGAGGAGGACUUCGACAUGGUGACCUCGGCUCCGCCUCCCGCGGUUAAAGCAGAGGUCGAGAAGCAGGAGGAGGAGGAGGAGGAGGAAGAGGAGGACAGUGAGGAUGAUGAGGACGAUUGGGAGGAAGUGGAAGAGCUGGAGGAGCCGCUGGGUCCAGUUGAAGCUCCGGAGCCCGUCCUGCCCUCACAGCCCGUGGAGAUCGAGAUCGAAACCCCAGAAAUCCGAAAGAAGAAGAAGAGGCAGGCGGAGUUUGAGAACUAUUUAAAGCGCAUGAUGAAUCGAUUCAAGAAGGAUCUGCUGAUCGACACACACAAGGUCCACCUCAUGUGCCUGAUCGCCAGCGGGAUGUACCGCAACAGGCUGUGCUGUGAACCAGACCUGCUCGCCAUCACGCUCUCUCUGCUGCCCGCCCACUUUGGCGACGUCGCCAAGGCGCGCAUCGACCAGAACUACCUGUCUGGACUCCUUAAGUGGUUCAGAGCUACGUUCACCCUCAAUCCCAGCCUUCCCUGUGACGAGCGUCCGGACCCCCGGGCUCUCCUGGAGAGCCGGCUGGCCAGCGUCUCGGCCAGAAACCACCAGGAAAUGACUCAUCUUUUCCUGCUGGUCUUGAGGUCUCUGCAGCUCUUCUCUCGAUUAGUUCUUUCAUUGCAGCCGAUUCCCUUUAAAGCGCCAUCAGCCAAGGGCAAAGGGGGCAAAGCAUCCACCAGUGCCACGAAAAGCAGCCCCACAAGCCCAGACGCCUCCAAGACCAACUCUCCUGAGCCAACAGUCUCUCCAGGCACCAAAAGACCAGCGGCAGGCGGGAAGGUCAGCGGAGAGCGGGGAGGGAAGAAAGCGAAGAGGAAAGAAAAAAAGGGAGGCGAUGAAGAGGAGCCGGCCGCACCGUCAGGAGGGCAGAGACCAAAGAACACAAAACGCCGCAGUGUGGCUUCAAAGGUCAGCUACAAGGAGGAGAGCAACAGCGAGGGGGAAAACGAAGAGGAGGGGGGGCUGAGUGAUGAAGAGUUCGAGGCAGCCAGCGACGACGACAGCGACGAUUUUGAGAGCAGUUCGAAAGAUACAAAGGGGAAGAAAGGGAAAGGAAAGGGCAAGUCCAAGGUCAGCAGCGUAGCAUCAAAGAGAAGGAGCAGCGGAGGGAAAAAACAGCAAGAGGAAAAAGAGUGGGAGGAGGAGGAGGAAGAGGAAGAAACGACAGGAAAUGGAGAAGUGGGGAAGAGGAAGAGCGGGAACAAGAAGAAAGGUCCCGGAGCAGACGAGUGGCUGGAGGUGUAUCUGGAGAAGACGUCCUCCUGGGUGUGUGUGGACGUGGAGCACGGCGUCGGGGUGCCUCACCUCUGCUCCCGGAACGCAACGGCGCCGGUGACCUACGUGGUGUCGGUGGAUGACGACGGGUUCGUGAAGGACCUGGGGAAGAAGUACGACCCCACCUGGAUGACGUCGUCCAGGAAGAGACGGGUGGACGAGGAGUGGUGGGAGGAGACUCUGCAGCCGUUUCUGGGCCCCGAAGAUGAGAAAGACAAAAAGGAGGACAAGGAGCUCCAGCGGCGGCUUUUGAACAAACCCAUGCCGGUCUCAAUAGGCGAAUACAAGAACCACCCGCUGUACGCAUUAAAGAGACACCUGCUGAAGUACGAAGCCAUCUAUCCUCCGUCCGCCACCGUGCUGGGAUACUGCAGAGGAGAGCCGGUGUACUCCAGGGAUUGUGUGCACACGCUUCACUCCAGAGACACGUGGCUGAAAGAAGCUCGGACCGUCCGACUGGGAGAAGAACCUUACAAGAUGGUGAGAGGCUUCUCCAAUCGCUCCCGUAAGGCCCGCAUGAUGUCGGAGACGAAGGACGACAAGGACCUGCCUUUGUUCGGAGAGUGGCAGACCGAGGAGUACCAGCCACCGAUCGCUGUGGACGGGAAGGUCCCUCGCAACGACUACGGCAACGUCUACCUGUUCAAGCCCUGCAUGUUACCGGUGGGCUGCGUUCACGUCAGGCUGCCCAACCUGCACCGCGUGGCCCGGAAGCUGGACGUUGACGCCGCGCCCGCGGUCACAGGCUUCGACUUUCACGGAGGAUACUCACACGCUGUGACUGAUGGCUACAUUGUGUGUGAGGAGCAUGAGGAGAUUCUCCGAGCGGCCUGGGUGGAAGAGCAGGAGCUUCAGAAACAGAAGGAGAAGGAGAAAAAAGAAAAGAGAGCAGUCGCCAACUGGACUCUGCUGGUGAAGGGACUCCUGAUCAGAGAGCGGCUGAAACAGCGCUACAGCCAGAAGAACCAGGCACUGCGGGGUCUCGCCCACGGAGACGACGCUGCCGGAUUUUCAUCUGACGAGGAGAAGAUGGAGGGUGGGGGUCCUGACGCCAAGACGGCUUCCGAGACUCUGGCCAUGUCCUGGCCCCAGAACAGGCAGGCGGAGGAGGACGGAGGGAACUCCAGCGGACUGAAGAGGAAGAGGGCCACAAAGCGGGAGAAGAAGGGUCAGGAGCAGCAUUUAUUCCCCUUCGAGAAGGUGUGA